Molecule: messenger RNA, 1874 nt
Organism: Bufo bufo (common toad)
Lineage: Eukaryota; Metazoa; Chordata; Amphibia; Anura; Bufonidae
Product: endogenous retroviral envelope protein HEMO-like
Exons: 2
Coding region: 307-1641 (444 amino acids)
Source: RefSeq, a predicted model, not a curated record
GAUAUGGAGACCAGGACCCAGGAAGACCGCGAUCCUAAUUCUCUUGAAGGUACACAUUCUCUAGUUCCUGGAGAUUGGGUAGUCCUGAAGAGGCACGUAAGAAAGACCCUGGAGCCAAGGUUUGACGGUCCAUAUCAGGUGCAACUGACCACACCCACCGCCGUCAAGCUGAACGGGAGACCAGUCUGGGUCCAUGCAAGUCACUGCAAAAAGGUUCUGAAGACAGACAGUCACGAACAGGAGAGCAGCCCCACGGUUGUAAAUCCAACCAGUUGUGAGAGUAACGUGGAUCAGUAGACUAUCACAAUGCAUGCAAUGCCUUGCCUGUUUCUUUGUAUUCUAUGUUUUUGUGCGCAGGUGAAAGGAGGAAAACAUACAAAUUCCAUUUGGCAACUACAUCAACAGACUGCCAAGCAGCUGAAUACUACUGACUGUUGGAUAUGCUCUCAUAUCCCCGCCAGCUACAAGGGAAUCCCUCUGAUAGGUGUUCCAAUCUCUAUGAAUGAUUUGAAUCUCACAGACUAUAGCUAUGAUGUUCAAAUAGAUGUAGAACACACCUCACAUAAUGCUGUUUCUGAUCAAGGGAUAUACUUAGAGAUUACUGGUAUAAUCUCUCCGCCCACUAUAUGUUUGGGGCCUAUGUAUGUGAACCAUAUAGCUAAGAUAAAGGGCCGCUUUGUCAGUUUACCACAGAUAUAUGUGGGGGAAACAGAUUGUAGAAAUGCUACUCUGAUAUUCAAUAUGGAAUUUAGGAAGACUUCAUGUGACAUAAUGAAUACUAACUGUAAUAGUUUGUGUUUCUGUCCAACUAUGAAAGUUUCUUGUGCCCCCAGGUGUGCCUGUCCAGAAAAGAAGGACAAGGACAAAUGGAAUUGUGAGACCAAAUUGUAUGAUAAUAUGAUAUGGUUUCAGGAAUGGCUGGGACAUCACGGCAGGAUGAUUCCCAAAGUCCUGAAACAAGGACUAUACUACAUUUGUGGUAACAGAGCCUACUCAUGGCUCCCUAUGGGGGCAUGGGGCAACUGUACCAUAGGAAGAGUUGUCCCAGCCAUCAGACAACGCACAAACAUUUCACUUACCGAUGCCCCUGAAACUCUUCUUGGGAUGACUAGAAACAAACGAGAGUUAUUCACAUCAGCAGAUAAAGCUUGGAUGUGGUUCCCUUCUUGGACAGGUUGGGGAAUUGAGUUAGCAAAUAAAUUAAACAAAUAUGCAAAUAUCAUGGAUGGAAUUAUUAAUGAGACCACAAGUUCAAUCCAUGCCCUUAAUGAGGAACUGGCACAAGUCAGGAAAGUGGCUCUCCAAAAUAGGAUGGCCUUAGACUACCUCCUAGCUAUAGAGGGUGGGACUUGUGCUGUCAUAGGAGAAGAAUGCUGCACCUGGGUUGAAGAUUCACAUGAUCCCAUAGAGGCCCACAUGAAUAAGGUAAAGGAAUUGCAACAAAAGGCUAGAGACAUAGCUAAAGAAGGAUGGAACCCUUUUUCUUGGAUGGGGUCUAUAGGUGUCUGGUUCAACAAUAUGAUCUCUGAUUUACUGAAGCCUAUAGUGGUAGUGAUAGGCCUGGUUUUGGUAUUGCUAAUUGCUUGGAAAUUACUAAUGUUGUGUAUUUCUCAUUGCAGUAGGGGAAAUUCCCUCCCUUGAAAAUAGAUGACAUAACAGCCCUGGAGAUGACAGUCUGAAGCUCCUGUGCUGCGAUAUAUCCCUAGUUGCUGUUGUCGUCCACUUAGAUAGUGUGUGUUUGUGUGUCGUAUGUGGUUUUAAUAAAAUGUAUGUAUGCUUAAUCAAAUGACAACUACUAGACAGACUGGAAUCGAUGCUUGCAUCGCAUGGUCUAUGCAGCUUAUCUGUAUACUCUGUGAAGUACGGCCUGUCUA